This is a messenger RNA of Sparassis crispa, 2751 nucleotides long. RefSeq lists its product with no specific name. NCBI's taxonomy places the organism in Eukaryota, Fungi, Basidiomycota, Agaricomycetes, Polyporales, Sparassidaceae. Gene Ontology annotation, molecular function: protein serine/threonine kinase activity; ATP binding. Gene Ontology annotation, biological process: autophagosome organization; peptidyl-serine phosphorylation; protein autophosphorylation. The transcript has 10 exons. The coding region runs from base 1 to 2751 and encodes 916 amino acids. Gene Ontology annotation, cellular component: autophagosome; cytoplasm. The record is from RefSeq and is a predicted model, not a curated record.
AUGCCCCCUUCCGCAGCAUCUCCUACUCCUCCUGCUAGCAAGCCGCAGAGCUCAUCCGAGAAACUCAACGCAUUUCGACGAGUCGAAGACGAUGAAGUUAAGCCGUACGUUAUUGUGAGUGACCUCGGAAAGGGCAGCUUCGCUACUGUCUACCGCGGUUAUCAUGAGCAAACACAUCAGCAAGUCGCUAUAAAGACCGUGAACAGGAGCACAUUGAGCCCCAAGCUCUUCGAUAACCUGCAAGGAGAAAUCGAGAUUCUGAAAGCAUUAUCUCACAGACAUAUAACCAGACUGUUGGACAUCGUGCGAGCCGAGAGGAAUAUUUAUCUCAUAAUAGAGUUCUGCGCUGGCGGCGAUCUCGCCAAUUACAUGAAGAAGCGCGGGCGAGUGGAAGGCCUUGAAUAUGUGCCAUCCCCCGGUGCGGCGCCGACGUACUACCCACAUCCGAGGACGGGUGGUCUGGAUGAGAUCGUCGUCCGUAGCUUCCUCCGCCAACUCGCUCGCGCAAUCAAGUUCCUGCGCCAACGUAAUCUCAUCCAUCGUGACAUAAAGCCUCAGAAUCUGUUGCUGAAUCCUGCGUCUUCCGACGACUUGGCAAGAGGUCACCCGCUCGGGGUCCCGAUCCUGAAGGUCGCGGAUUUCGGUUUCGCACGGUCACUGCCUUCCGCGACUAUGGCAGAAACGCUAUGCGGUUCACCGCUAUACAUGGCCCCAGAAGUCCUGCGGGGUGAGAAGUAUGACGCGAAAGCGGAUCUGUGGUCGGUGGGCGCGGUGCUGUACGAGAUGGCAGUGGGAAGGCCACCAUUCCGAGCGUCCAACCACAUCGAGCUGCUGAAGAAGAUUGACCUCUCCAAAGGGAUCAAGUUCCCGGAUGAGGAUCCGCAGGCACAAGCUCGCGCAGCGGCAGGCGGAGAGGAGCUGAAGCCGGUCCCAAGCGACGUGAAGAAGCUAAUUCGCUGCCUGCUGAAGCGUAUGCCUGCAGAGCGAUCCAGCUUCGAGGACUUUUUUGGCAGCACAGCAAUGGCGAAGUCGAAGUUCCCCAGGCCGCAGCGACCCCCAUCGCCCACAUGGCCCGACGACGAGUACACGAACGGAGGGCAACUGGCGAUCCCCGAACACCACUUAGUGAUCCCACCCGAGGUGCUCGACCCGAAAGCGAUGAUCCCACCCAGCAAGUUCAACUUCAGGAGACGGGAGUUGGGGAGCAAUACUCCGCAAGAGUUGCCGCAGGACAGGUGCGUCUCUUAUCUAGUAGGUGGCUUACUCGAGCAGGCGGAUAAUACACCCGCCAGCCCGACGUAUCCCGCUACGGGUGUUUCUGAAGUGUUGAGAUCACCGACGGUUCCUCUGCUUGUGGAUCCAUCUCUACAUACUAGGCGUUUGUCCACCGAAGUGUCAGUCAUUCCUGGUGAGACAGAAGAAGAUGGCCUGCUACGGCGGGAAUAUGUGCUCGUUGGUGACAAGAAGGCUGUUGAGUUGAUCCAAGCGGUAGACGGUAAGGCUCUUACAUACGGCCACACCACUGCCAGAGCCUGUGACCCUACUUCUGCAGAGAUUAACGUCGCACGCCGGCGUCCACUUCGUGACAAUAGACGGGUGCCACCACCCCCUCUGAAGGAGACUCCCGCGGCUGAGUUCCCUGUUUUCGAGUCUCCCGCUCCAUCGAGCGCCAACACUACGUUUCCUCCCGCUCCAAACCCAAAUGCCCCUCCGUUGUCAUCGUCGCCCUCCAGCAUCAAUUCGCGGACCGGUUCGAACGCGCUCACGCGGGCGCUCAGUCUUGCUUCGAGGAAGUUGUUUGGUUCACCAUCUUCAGCGCGAUCGUCGCCUUACUACCGCGAGUAUACCUCAUCAUCUCCGAGACGCCAGCAGAUCAUCUCGGGUCGUGGGCUGGGUUUACAAAUGGGAGGUCAGCGGGAUCCACUUGAAGACGAGCUGUUGGCUUCACUUGAGGAGCUCGCACAGAAGACGGAAGUGUUGACACAUUGGGCGGACGAGAUGUACGAAUACGUCAAGGCUGUGCCGCAGAAACCCCUUCCGGAUCCCACGAAGUUCAUCAGACGAGAAGGCGAACCGGAACGGAAGGCUGAGAAACGGAAGAACGCCGACAUCGAAGCAGAAUAUAACGCGAUGGCUUGCGUUGCACUGUACAUGUUACUGAUGUCCUUCUCCCAGAAGGGCGUCAGCAAAUUGUGCAACUAUUACGAGCACAUGCAAAUGCGCGAUCCGGACGGGGAGAUGGAGGUCAGCGAAGGCUUUGACGAAGCGUUGACUUGGUUUGAGGAGCAUUUCAACAAAUGCCAUGAACGUGCGGCGCUUGUCAAGACUUGGCUUCCAGCUCAGUACACCGGGCCUCCCACGUUCCUCGAUCAGCUCGUAUACGAUCACGCUCUUAUGCUGAGCCGAACAGCUGCUCGGAAAGAACUUCUAGAUCAAGCAACGUCUCCCGACCAAUGCGAGAAGCUAUACGAGGAAUCUCUCUGGUGUCUGUAUGCCCUGCAGGAUGACCUUCUGCAGAAAGACAAUCCGUUCAUGGACGAGGACCGCGAAACGAUAUGUACCUGGAUCAAGCGUACGAAGCUCCGCCUCGUGCGUUGCCGUGUCAGGAUGGGCAUGAAUGAUCGUGAUCGCCUCAAGGAUGCCCGUCUGGACAAGAACCUGGACGACGUCCACCGAGACCCUGCACCCUGGGAUGUCCCUGUCCUAGAACGUCGUGACUCUGGCUCACAACCUCUCCCGCAACAUCCUUGA